Penicillium daleae is the source of this 627-nucleotide messenger RNA. RefSeq lists its product as uncharacterized. The record is from RefSeq and is a predicted model, not a curated record. The annotation marks the transcript as partial. NCBI's taxonomy places the organism in Eukaryota, Fungi, Ascomycota, Eurotiomycetes, Eurotiales, Aspergillaceae. The transcript is spliced from 2 exons. Gene Ontology annotation, molecular function: lyase activity.
GUCUACAACUACACCAGCUGCACCGCCCUCGGCAGCACUAACCCUGCAACGCGCAUCGCCCACAAAGCGCUACCACAAUUCUCUGGCCCCGGCACAUCAAGACUCCUCGGGUCCAAUAGUAUCGAAGUAGACGCCAGCCACGCAGCGCUCCCCAAUGGCAUUGCGUCGCAUAUACACGACUCCGAUGACACGCACCUCGACGCGAUAAUUCACCCAACGGGAGCCGUGGCGUCGGCGUUGCUGGCGAUGAUGCAGACAAUGGACAGACCCGUCAGUGGGGAGGAGUUUGUGACGGCGCUUGUUGCGGGGAUUGAGGCGGAGUGUAAGGUUGGUUUGGCGGUUUGGCCGAGCCAGCACAGCGGGCUCCAUCGGCGCCGCAGUCUCCGUCAGCAAACUCCUCAAUCUCGCCGCCCCCAAACCGCACAUGCCAUAGGUCUCGCCGCAACACAAGUCACCGGCCUCCGCGAGAUGUUCGGCUCGCACACAAAAUCGUUUCAUCUGGGACGAGCUGCGCAAAACGGCCUUCUAGCUGCUGUCCUCGCCGCGGAGGGUUUCACUAGUUCCACCUCUGCGCUGGAGGCGAAGCGCGGCUGGGCGAAUGUGGUUAGUUCCCAGCACCAGCAUUGA